Molecule: messenger RNA, 465 nt
Organism: Bipolaris zeicola 26-R-13
Lineage: Eukaryota; Fungi; Ascomycota; Dothideomycetes; Pleosporales; Pleosporaceae
Exons: 1
Coding region: 1-465 (154 amino acids)
Molecular function (GO): oxoglutarate:malate antiporter activity
Source: RefSeq, a predicted model, not a curated record
AUGCAACCGACGUAUGCCGGAAAAAGCAAAGAUUAUGAGAAAGCAUGGCGAGAACACGUACUUUUAUUGGCACUAGCCCCGUUUAUCUCCGGUUGCGGUGCAGGCAUGGUAGCGACGGUCGUGAUCCAGCUGAUUGACACUUUGAAAGUUCGCAUGCAACUCAUGCAGUACGAAAAGUCAGCAGCAGCAGCAUCUUCAAUGUCGCUCAUUCGUGGUCUCAUCGUUCAGCGAAGAGUAGCUAAACUGUAUAACGGCUUGUCAGCUGGCUUACUGCGUGUCAUGGUGUAUGGUACAGCGCGGAUUGGCUUGUUCACAACGUUUGAAAGUAUUCUGCAGCAACGCGCCGCCGAGAGGGGAGUUUUCCUAGCUAUGGAACGCCAGCGGGCUUUCAAAAUGUGCCAUUGCCCCCCCUGCACAGAUAGAUGCUAUGGUAGCCCCUAUCUACGUUAUUUUGACCGUCUCUGA